Messenger RNA from Lutzomyia longipalpis, 3811 nucleotides. RefSeq names its product leucine zipper putative tumor suppressor 1. The coding region runs from base 585 to 2801 and encodes 738 amino acids. NCBI's taxonomy places the organism in Eukaryota, Metazoa, Arthropoda, Insecta, Diptera, Psychodidae. The record is from RefSeq and is a predicted model, not a curated record. The transcript is spliced from 7 exons.
UCAGGUGAACACCAAUCGAGGCGGACGUUUUUUACUUGGUGAUCAAUUCCCCUCUCUCAGUGAUCUCGAGCAUAUCGCGAUCGUGAAGAUUCUUGCUUGAAGAUUUUUUUUUCUUUUAUUAAAAAAAAAUACAUUUUUCUUGAAACUGUGCAACGAGUUUUUAUUUUAUUUGAUCAGUUGAUCUUGGUUGUGUUUCUUGGUGUUUUGGGAAAUAUAUAUAUUUUUUUUAUCUUUUCUUGUGAUUCUUGUGAGGUGAAGUGUGGAGGUUUUACUUUUUUGGGAGGAAAAUCUCACGAGAUAAGUGCGAAGAGUGAAUAUCGCACGGGGAAAUCAGACACCAACACCGGAGAAAUCAUCGAGAUGCACCGCGAGGAUAAAAUUUCAGGCAGUGCAUCACAUACCUGUUAGCAUACGAUCACUUGAUCUUGUCUCUUGGGACACACGGAGGUGGUCAGCGAGCCCAUCGCGAGGGAAGAGAAGAAAACGCAGAAGAUCGAGAGUGACAUUUGGGAGUUUCAUUUCCCCUCGCUCCCCAUCAGGAAUCCAUCAGUGAGAUUGCACGCGCGCAUACACACCGAGGAAGAAUGUCUGUAGAACCAGCAAAGUAUCAUUCAGCGGCUCUUCCGCCAUCUAAGGGUCACUUUCGAUCGUCAUCACUUGAAAAUAACAUCUAUACACCCAUUAAGAGUGCAACAGCCUCAUCGUCACCCCUCACAUCACUCCAACUACCCUCUUCGCAUGGGAUGCCCUUCAGUACGGGCACGCUGAAAUCACGACGUGAACAGAAACGACUCACGGACAUUGUGGCACAGCACCAUCGGAUGAGCUCUGUUGAUGAUCUCAAUAGUCGAAAGUCACAAUUUCGUCUCAUUCGAGACAUCUUUGAGCAGAAUAAAGCUACAAGUGAGACCACCGCACCCCCACAACCCACACACGAUCACCACCCACCCGAAAGUACCAACCCCAUUCCUGUAAAUGGGGGGAAUGAAGCCAAACCACCCAAAAUUCAAUCAUGCAGCGGAGUCCUAGAACAGGGAAAGCAAGUGAUACGACCUAUAGCCUUCAAACCAAUGCCCUACAUUGCUGGUGAGCCUGUAAAUCAGAGAUUUAGCGACUUGGGCGAUCGUUAUGGCUCUACACCAUCUCUUGGGGCCAAUUUGGGGAAUAACCUAAAAUUCGGCAGCACAAGCGACUUGAGGUACAAUUGCAGCGUUGGUAAUCGUAAAUCACUACACUACUACAACCCAUACGACAGCCUAGAAUCCAUAUCAAAGUCCCCCGACUCAAUUGCAACUAGUCACAGUACAUUAAAAAUAAUGCCAUAUCACCAUCACAAUCAUCACCAUCACCAUCAUCAUCAGGACCUAUUGGAUAUGACACCAUCACCAUCAGACUCGGGUAUAUCAGAAUUGGAAGCAGCACUGCGUGAUCGUGACUCGGAACUCGCUUAUUUGCGCCAAACAAUGGAGCACAAUGAAAAAGUAAUAUUUAAAGUUCAUCAGGAUAAGGAGAAACAUUGGGAGGAUGAAGUGAAACGCCUCAAAAUCAUUCAUGAAAGUCGUUUGCGUGCCAAUGCACAGAAAAUUCAGAAGCUAGAGCAAAUGCUAAUGAUGCAAUCCUUCCAGCUGCGACAGCAUAAAAAACGUGCCGCUGAAGAUGCUGAACGCCUCAAUGGUACAAUAAGUGAGGUGAGGGAUCAGUGUGAACGGUACAGGAAUGAGUUGUGUCACCUUAAGAUCACCGAAAAAGACCUAAAGGAGCAAAAUAGUGACCUAGCGGAGGAGGUGGAAAUACUACGGCGCAUGAUUGCGGACUUUAAGGCACGCCUCGAGGAGACAGAUUGGGCCAUUUGUCAGAAGAGUGGUGAAACAGCCCUGCUUAAGUCACAACUUCGCGAUGCUCAGAAUGACCUCAUGGCAAAAGAUCAGGAAAUUGCUCAACUCCGCAUUGAGAUUCGCAAUCAAAAUUGGGAAGACAGGCAAACCCAUAAGAAUGCACAGGAGACCACAAUGGAUACAGCUUUGGAAGUUUCACAGCUGAAUCGCAUAAUUAUCCUCAAGGAUCAAGUUAUAAUGGCAAUGACAAAUGAAAUUCAGAAAUUACGCAAGGAAUUAUCCGACGUAUCCCUACUACAGAGCUACGAAGGCAUCCCACCGGGACGCAAUACAGUUGGAAGGUAUCGCAGAGAUAUCCUUGAUUUCCUCUACACGGAAAAUGAUUCAAAUUCCGGUGAGGAACGCAAUAAAUGCCCCGAAAAGGACAUCACAAAAUGCCUGAGUAAGAUGGAGGAGAGUAAAAGAAAUACCCUGCAGGACUACCCAUUCCUAGCAAAGGUGGAAAAUAAUCCAGACAAGAAGAAAACACCAACGAUAGAUGAAAUGAAGACAAUCUUCCUCAAUAACCAGAUCUACCCGUACGACUGUAAGGAUAGUGUCAGUAACCUAUUCAACAUGACCCUCAAUCUCCUACAACCCGCACCAACGACUAAAAUGGACCAAGAAGACGAAGCAAGUGAAACGGAGAGUAGUAAAUGUGAUAAGUCACAGGCUUCGUCACCAACCACAACAGCAGACAGUACAGAUGAUCAAGUGAAGCACCUACAGACGGAACUUGAAGAAGCAAAGGCCAGUUUUGACCAAGAGAAGCUCAAAUGGGCAGAAGAGAAGGAGAAAGUUCUCUUCUACCAGCGACAACUACAACUAAGCUACAUGCAAAUGAUAAAACGUACACAAAUGCUAGAAGAGAAGCUCGAAGCGAAAGGAAUCUCUGGGGAGGGUAGUGAAAAAACAUCACCAUCUUAGGGGUUAUCUUAAUACAAAAAAAAAAAGAUAGUUAAUUUUAUCCCUAAUAGACCUAGGAAUUUCUUACAAGCUAACACAGCCUAGGAAAUUGGUCUUUAAGCACUUCAUAAAAAAUAUUAUCUCUGUUUUGAAGUUUGAGUUCCUAUUCAAAAAAUGAAUAAUGAACGAGUUUCUAGCUUCUAGAGCUUAUAGACUAGAAAUUAUAGCUUAUAGAGUUGCUAGAAUUGAAAUUCUAGCUUCUAGUGUUUCUGGACUAGAAAUUCUAGCUUCUGUAGGUUCUAGACUAUAAAUUCUAGCUUCUAGACUAGAUACUCCGGAUUCUAGAGCUUCUAGACUAGAAAUUUUAGCUUCUAGAGGUUCUAGAAUAGAAAUUUUAGCUUCUAGAGGUUCUAGAAUAGAAAUUUUAGUUUCUAGAGGUUCUAGAAUAGAAAUUCUAGCCUCUAGAGGUUCUAGUAUAGAAAUACUAACUUCUGGAGCUUCUAGACUAGAAAUUAUAGCUAUAGACUAUAUAUUUCAGCUUCUAGAACUUCUAGCCUACAAAAUCUUGCUUCUAGAGCAGAAAAUUAUUAAAAAUCAGAAAAUUGAAAAAACAAACAAAAAAAAUCUCUAUUUCUAGGCUGUCUUAGCUUAUUACGCACAAACCUAUAGAUCUAGGUCCUAGCAAUCAAUCACUUUCCACGCAACAAUCAUUUUGCAUGUAGAAUUAAUAAAGCAAUGCACUAUUUUUUGUAUACAAAAUCUCAAACUUUUGACCACUGAAGCCUUACGAAAUUGCAUUAGAUAAUUAAAAUUUUGAUUUUAAUUCUCAUUAGGAAUUAAAGAAAAAUAUUUAAUUUCAAUUUGUGAAAAAAUCUUAAUUUCUUCAUAAUGUAUUUUGCUUUUCGACACAGCAUUGUGGAUUUUAGAUGCACGAGUAAGAAUUAAAUAAAAAAAAACAACAUUGGCUCUCAGCCAGACAUUUCUCCUAUUUAUUGCUCCUGUAUAUAAAAAUAAUUUUAGUGAAUAAAUUU